CCAACGAAAGCUCGAACAGUGGGACCAUGGUGCGGUAAAGUCCGAAUGGUACAGUGACAUGAAAGUGAACCGAUCGUUCGAAAUGAAAAGUGAACGACACCGCGCGGGAUCACGAGGCAAGAGACUCGAUGGUGUAAACUGUAAAUCACAUUAGAAACAAUUCCGGUCUACGCGUGGCAUUGCCGUUCGCUCGAGGAAACCUAGGAGGACAGCACAGUCGGAAAUAAAUAACGAGGAGAUAAAAACGGAGAGAACCUCAAUGAUCAUGUCAGGGACUAGCUGAUGACCUUUCGAACAUCUGCAAUGAUGUGACAAUAAAGAUAUCUCCUCCUGUAUCCUCUUGAAUGACGGGAGAUAUUGUCCCUGUUAUACACAGUACACGCAGCGCUUCCCAUAAUAGUACCACGAAAGAGAAGAGAGGAGACGAAACAAAAAGAAAAGAUAAAACGAAAGUGAAGAAAUCAAAUAUAGAAGAGAACGAAGCAGAAUGAGAGGCGGGAAAAGAUAAUUAUUAUAAGAGAGAUGAAAAAGGACUGAAUCGGUCCUCGAUAAAUGAUAAACGGUGCCAAAAGUCGAUAGACAAGCCAAUCCACGUGACAAGCCAGUUCACGUAGCGUCUCCAUUUCGCGAAAGAUAGAGAGCCCAGGGGGUCGGUAGCGAUCGGAGAGAAAGAGAAAUGCGAGAGAGCUGAAGGAAAAGAGCGAGAGGGAUCGAUCGAAUGCUACACGACGAUUAGAUUCAGAAUCUGAGGAGUAAGAGGUGGAGAGGGCGGAAAUUCGGUGAACGGGAAGACUGUGAAACGUGGCGAUCCAAGAGAAGUAAUAAAUGCAAACGGAUUGGCGAGAGAUUGCGUAAAAGGGGGAGAAAAGUCACAGGUGGAAUAACAGAAUAAGAAGAAUAGAAUGGGCAAUAAGUUGUCUUGUAGUUGCGCUCCCCUUAUCAGAAAGGCGUAUCGUUACGAAGAUUCCCCAUGGCAGACAGCGGCUAGGGGCGGAAUGGUCAGCAGCGGAAGUCGUAGGGGUGAUACUGGCCACUUGAUCAGGUUGUGGGCCGAAGUGUUCCAUGUAAGCGCCAGCGGGGCGGGCACAGUAAAAUGGCAGCAGGUCUCGGAAGACUUGGUUCCAGUUAAUAUUACUUGCAUCCAAGAUUCGCCGGAAUGCGUCUUCCAUAUCACCGCGUACAAUAGCCAAGUCGACAAAAUUCUGGACGUGCGACUGGUUCAGCCAGGAACACGCAUCGGGCAAGCGUCAGAAUGCUUCGUUUACUGGAAAGACACGAUGACCAACGAUACGUGGGGAUUGAAUUUUACCUCCCCCAUAGACGCGAAACAAUUCAGAGAAUGUUGCUCACCGUCGUUCAAGAUUACAAGGAAAGCGUCCUCUUCUUACUCGUUGAAGCUCGAACCACCGAACAAGCAGAAGAUCAAAACGAGAAGAAAGCCACUAUCGACACCGGCAUCGCCGAGCAGAUCCAGAGAGCCGCAAUGCACUUGUAUGACCCCGGAACAAUUUGCCCGACUUCGAAAUCAAGAAGCCAAAUUCCGGAAUUUCUGCGCUACCUCUACGCUCCCACGUACCAUGGCACGAUCCACGGAAAUGGACGUGACCCGGGAGAAAAUAACGGCAGCAACGUCUAGCGCGUCCCUUUAUGAUAACGUGAACAAUACCUCUGCAACACCGGGGAAGACAGCGAAGGUCGGCGGCGAUUCGGUGAAGCAGAAGGAGAAACAGAACGAAACAUGUCAGACAACACCGAAGACGGCGAACGUUGGUAUCGAAACCGUUACCGUUGGUUCACAGAUCGACAGCCCCGAGGAGAAAGGCACGCUGGUCUCCCCGAAGAAAACACCAAAGCAGAAUCAAGACACCGGCACCCAGCAGAAUGGCACCGAGAUGCUGAAGUCGGAGGGUACCCAGGCCGGCGGCACGUUGCAGAACAAGUCCCUGCGAAAAGAACAGCUGCAUCAUACGAAGUCGGCCGAUUACACCGACUUGGAGAUCCAAAACGGCAAUAUCUUUAACAUAGUGAACAACAAUCACAGCAGUAAAAAGCCAAAGAGUAAGAGCACCGAUGACAUGAGGAUCGAGAACGCACAGAACGGUGGGAUUAGUUUAGACUCGAACACCCUGAAGAGGAUGCUGAAGCCGAUAUCGAGCAUCGACAGUCCCGCCACGUCGCCGGAAAUGACCAGAAAAAGACACAGCCACCAUAGCUACUACCAUCCGAGCAAUAACAACCAGAAAUACGUCAUGCAAGAGUCUGAGAACGAGAACUAUGCUCAUCCGUACCGAGCUCCGUACAGCAACAAAUUCCAGGCUUCCAGGAGCGUCCACGACAUGGGACACCAGUAUAUUGGCAGCAGAGGCAGGCCGUAUUUAGAUUCGGAACGUAAUCGGUGCACAGGUGACAUGUCGCCGCCGUCGGACAAUGUCAUCUUCGAUAAUCAGUGUUACGCGACCACGCCGAGCUCGUCGAACGGCAAUUCGGACAUGGAGCAGCCCAGUCAUUGUAACUCGCGGCACUGCAACAGCGGCCAGACAUAUCAACAGCAAAACAUGCAAUCCGUCUCGACGCCCGGCAGCCCGACCAGCAGGCUGCUCCUAGAGUACGAGAUGCACCUGAGGAACACCUUGGAGAAGGGUAUGGACGCGGAGAGUUACAGCUUGCGCACCUUCGAGGCGCUCUUCACCCAGAGCAUGGAGAACCUAGAGAUGGCGGAAAACAUACCACUGAACGUGCAGCGCACACCUCACGUGUCGCGGAGACGUCCUGGCUCCAACAACAAGUCGUCGACGUUGCCGCUGUCCUACCGAUACUGCAACGAAAGGCAAAACAGCAAGGACAGGGACGGCUACUACAGCGACCGCAACGAAAUGGUGCGGGAGAAGAGGGAGCGGGACGUCGAUCGAGACCGCGGUUACCUGAGCGACUACAACUCCAGAUGCGCCAGCUGCAGCGGGGAAUCGGCUCGCGCGCAUUGGUUCCGGCAUUCCGACGGAUGGCAAUCGGGAAGCUCGACUCUGGGAUCCGGUGCAUCGAGCUCGAUAAAUCCAAGUUACAUGGGACACAAACGAGAGUCUCCGUGGGACUCCUUGCCAUCGCUCAGGCACGAGGGCAGCCUGAACGACAGCGGGUACAAGUCGAAUCGGGCCGACUCUUUGGAACAGAGGGGCACUUUCGACAGACAGGACAGCGUGAGAUCCGACUACAUGUCCGACAGAGAGAGUAGAUAUGGGAUCGUGCAGCAGGCUUCUUUGGAGAGCACGGAUUCAAGACUUUGUUACCUGACGUCCUCGGAGCUACCAGGGACAAAGCAACCACGAAUAAUGGUAGAGCCGAGAUGGGCGAUCAAAUGCACGAAUAGCACGUUGAAUUUGCUGAAUCCGAGCAGCAGCUACACGGACCUGAGGUCGUUGUACAAGAAACGUUGCAAGAAGUACUUCUGUCUCUGCAGAAGGCACACGAUCAGCGUGAUAUGCAUUAACGAUUCGCGGAAACUGUACUGGUUCAACUGUAGGAACGUCCGGGAGAAGGUGAACCUUGACGGUUACUAUUACAAGCUGCUCAGGGUGAUCGACGGCGCCCUGAACACCUGGGCACAGCAUUACAUCGACGGCCUCAGCCUGACACGCAAGGAGAUCAUGUACAAGAUCAACGGCACCGCCAAGACGAACAUGAAGCUGUUAAAGGAGGGUUGCUACUGUCAUUACCAUCCGCACAUGACAGCCGACGCGUGCAACGCCGACUUUCUGAAAAAAGUUGUAAGUUUCUGGGCCGGCGAAGGCUUUAGAGGAUUGCGCGACAAGCUCCGCGGUAUGACGAAUUAUGCCAAAAAGAUGUCCGACGACGACAGAAUGUCGUUGACGACCGCUGUCAGCGACGACGACGACGGCGAGAGCGUGAUCAACUCGCCGUACCGUGGCAAACAGAAUGACACCGCCGCGGCUUCCUUCAACUGUACCGGGGCGGUUCGAAAGGCAGGGUUCCUCAGCGUGAAGAAAUGGCUCUUGCGGAAAAAACAUCAGAUCGAGCUCGCGAGGAAAAGAGGAUGGAAGGAUUACUGGGUCUGCUUGAAGGGGACCACGCUGCUAUUCUAUCCGUGCGAGUCCCAGGAAAGCAGAACCAUGGAAGCGGCGCCCAAGCAUCUGAUCAUCGUCGAUGGCGCGAUCAUGCAACCGAUCCCGGAACAUCCGAAAAGGGACUACAUUUUCUGUCUGAGCACCGCGUUCGGCGACGCGUACUUGUUCCAAGCACCCUGUCAAGUGGAGCUCGAGAACUGGGUAAACAGCAUCCAUUCGGCUUGCGCUGCUGCAUUCGCUCGUCAUCGCGGCAAGACCGGCACACUUCAUUUGCUGCAGGAAGAGAUCUUUCGAUUGGAGAAGGCAAUAGAAUCGGACCACAAAUUAAAGCAUAUGGCUGAUCUGCAGCAGUCCGUCGUGUCCGACGUGGAAACGAAGCAACAAAUCAACAACCAGAUCGUCCAGUGGGAAGAAAAUCUGGAACGGCUCCAUUGCGAGCAAUUUCGUCUCAGGUGCUACAUGGCUAGUCUGCAAAGCGGCGAGUUACCUAAUCCAAAAAGCUUGUUGACGCACGUAUCGCGUGCCACGAAGCAAACGUUGAACAAGCUGGGCGUCUUCACGGUAUCGUCUUUCCACGCUUUUAUCUGCGCGCGGAGCCGCUCGUUGCUGAACAAUCUGUUGUCCGGUCGAGGAGCGACCAAAAGAAGACCACCGUUGCUCUCGAGGUCCAACAGUGGAUCUAGCAGGCGAUCCCUUCAAAUCUCCUCCAGGGACGACGAGAAGAGUGUGAAAGUAUGCGUGCCCGAAAACCAAUUGGUGUCUGUUCUACUACGCGAUGCAAUGACGGUAGAGGAAUUCCUAGCAAGCGCUUGCAAUAGGAAGAACCUGAACCCGAUGGAGCAUUUCGUCCGUGUGAAAAAGCGACGCGAUAUGGAAGACCAUAAUUACUUCGUACCUCACAGGACUGACGCCAUAGAUACUUACUUGCAUACCCACGAGAUCGUCGAAGUGUGCGCGAAAAUUUUGUACCAGGUGGAAUUGCAAAGAAACACGCUCGAACAGAUGUGGGGCUUCUCGGUGGAGGCAGAGCUGAUCGAAAAUUCUGACAGACAGGACGAACUGUGUUGUUAUGUUAGCAGAGUGGAGGACAAGAGUGUGGCCAUGCAAAAUGGUAUCAUUAAAGGUGACGAGAUCAUGGUGAUCAAUGGCGCCAUUGUAAGCGAUCUAGACAUGAUGUAUCUAGAAAGCGUAUUACAAGAAGAGAUUGGCCUGUGUAUGAUGAUGAGGUCUUCCCGAACCGAACCGCCGGAUCUCACGGGUAUAAUGAGGGUGACGGAUGACAUAAUUGAGAGUUUGGUUUGUCCACCACCGCCUUCCGAUCCACCGGUUAGCGAGGAAAUGAUUUCCGGUUUGAUCGUUCCAGCACCUGGAUGGAGUAAGGAGAGCAUCGCGCAGGACUGCACGUCGACUCUUCAUCCCGAUAAUGGCAAGCAAGCGUCGUCUCGCACAAAUUCGUUUGAAAUUGAAAACUUGCUGAAAACCGCCGAACAAGUGACGGGAAUUUGCCGAUCGCCUGGCGAAACUAGAAAGUCCAGCCCUACCGGAAGCGUUGUCAGUUCUCAUUCGCAGGCUAUGACGCCUAGCCGACAGCUGAGCGACGCAGAAAAACUGAAAAAGGUCAUUCUAGAGUUGAUCGAGACAGAACGGACUUACGUGAAGAAUUUAAACAAUUUGCUGGAGAACUACCUGGAGCCCCUUAAACGUGAGACUUUCCUAUCGAAUGCAGAGAUAAAUGCGUUGUUUGGAAACAUUCAGGAAAUCGUUACGUUUCAACGACAGUUUCUGCAGAAUCUCGAUCACGCGAUCGAGAUGGAGGCUGAUUUUAAUAGUUUUGAUCAUCCCAGUCAAUUUAAGGGUGUCCUGUUUUCCAUUGGAAGUGCCUUCUUAUAUUACGUAAAUCACUUCAAGCUAUACAGCUCGUUUUGCGCCAGCCACUCAAAGGCGCAAAAAGUUCUCCAUCCAAACGAGGGAAAUCAAGCUUUACAAGAGUUCUUGCAGGCAAGAAACCCAAGACAACAACACUCGUCGACUUUGGAAUCCUAUCUGAUCAAGCCUAUUCAAAGAAUACUGAAAUAUCCUCUGCUGCUGCAGCAGCUACGGAAUCUAACCGACGAACGAAGCGAGGAACAUCAACAUUUAAUCGAGGCGCUAAAGGGCAUGGAGAAGGUCGCGGAGCACAUAAACGAGAUGCAAAGAAUUCACGAAGAAUACGGAGCUAUCUUCGAUCAUUUGUUCAGACAACAUCAGAAAUCAUGCAAACAGCCAAUCGACCUAAGUCCUGGGGACCUACUCUACUACGGAGGCGUCGAGUGGCUCAACAUUUCCGAUUUCCUUGGAAAGAUCAAGAAAGGCCUCGAAUUGCACGCGAUGUGCUUUGUUUUUAAAUCUGCCGUCGUCUUCUUGUGCAAGGAGAGGCUGAGGCAAAAGAAGAAGCUCAUGGGUGUCUCGACGAAAGCGAAUUCCAGCGAAGUAGAAAUCAUUCGCUAUCAAGUGCUGAUUCCUGUGACGGAAGUGCAAGUGCGGGCCAGCUCUGCAAAGGACAUGGAGUCCCAUUUCCUGUGGGAGUUGAUCCAUUUAAGAAGUCAAUUACAGAGAAGAUCGGAAAAAGUAUACGUGCUCUCUAACAGCACGACGGAGUUCCGCAACGCCUUCCUGAGGACGAUUCGGCAGAUCAUUCGAGAAUCGGUACGGAACAUGAGCAUACCGUCGACGAAACCAAAUCUGAGCCAAUCGCCGAUGACGAUCUCGCCGCGAAUGUCGACCGGACACGUGGAGAAGUUCGAGAAACAAUCGGUGAGCCAAGGACAGAAUGGUAACAGCAACAAUAACAACAUCGCCAACAACAACAACAACAACGGGGCAGUACACCAAACGGUCGCGCAUCAAACACCGAUGAUCAAGAAGGCGGCCAAGCCGCAACCAUUGUCUACCGCACAUAACGUUAGACGAAAGUAUAGUCAGUCGAAACAAGUUGUGGAGCACGAAAGUUCCGAGGACAGGGAGACGGAAGAACCGGCGAGCCAACAGCAAACCAUCUUCCGUUUUCGAAGCAAGACCAUAAGCGAUACGUCCGGGGAGGUGAAGGUGGAGAUGGAUUCAGGAACAAAGUCCGAGGGAGAGGAAGACUCGCAAGCUUUUUUAGGUGAGAAGAAGGCAAAUUUGGGCCGCACUCCGAAUCAUUUGACUUUGAGCACCACUUCAACCAUUUCAGCGGGAAGUACGGGCAGUCAAGCAAGAUUAAUCCAGUCCUCGCAUCAACCGGAAAACUAUCAACCUAUUACAGUGAAAGAACUAGGUUCGCCGAUCUGGAAACCGCGGGAGUUACCUUCGUUAGGAGAGGCCACCACUUUACCGCGUAAGGGUAAGUCGGCCAGCGAGUUUGGGGAUAUGAGCUCAUCUCACAGCGCUUCCCGAAAAUCUUUAAUAGAAAUCAAUAAUUGUGCUCAACAAUCUAACUAUAAUAACCAUGUUUAAUUUAAGUAGUUGUUAACUGGCUAACAAAAAAAAACACUGUAGGGUUAAGUUUAAACAUCGUGAAAUAAAUCGAUUAACUUAUAUUCGA
Megalopta genalis is the source of this 7641-nucleotide messenger RNA. Lineage: Eukaryota; Metazoa; Arthropoda; Insecta; Hymenoptera; Halictidae. The record is from RefSeq and is a predicted model, not a curated record.